CUAUCGCGCAUGCGCUCAGUCGGCGUGAGGCUCACAAGGACCGGCUGCAGGAACCGGGGUGCUGAGAACACACCAGCAUUUGUUCACUGGAGAUCAGUUCUUCAACUCAUUGAUUGUACAAGGGAUUCAAACAUCUGACUGUCUGAAUUGCCAGAUGAUUGAUCACAGUGAGAUAUCGUUCUCCUUCUCUCAGUGUGGGAGGGGAUUCACUCACAGCCUACCCGCAGACACGCCAGUGAGUUCACAGUGGGGAGAGGCCAUUCACCUGCUCUGUGUGAGGGAGGGGAACUACUCAGUCAACCAGCCUGAAGAUACAUCAGCAAGUUCACACGACAGUGAGAUGCUCCACCUGUUCUGACAGCGGGAAGCAAUUCAUUCUGUCAUUGAUGCUGAAGAUAUAUCCAAAAAUUCACCAGUGAGGAGACGUUUCUCAGAGUGCAGGAAGGCACUGACACAAUCAACCACACUACAGAGACACCAGCAAAUUCACAUGGUGCCAUGGCCUUUCCCCACCUCUGAAUGUCGAAACAGAUUCAUUUAGUCAUCUCAAAUGAACGAACGUCACCAGUUCACACUGAGAAGAUGCCGCUCACCUGCUCAGACUGUGGGAAGGAGUUCACUUCGUCAUCUCAACUGAAGGUACAUCAGCGAGUUCACACUGGGGAGAGGCCGUUCACCUGCUCAGACUGUGGGAAGGAGUUCACUUCAUUAUCUCAACUGAGGGUACAUCGGCGAGUUCACACUGGGGAGAGGCCGUUCACCUGCUCAGAAUGUGGAGAGGCAUUCACUCGGUCAUCUCACCUACUGAGACACCAGCUGGUUCACACUGGGGAGAAACCGUUCAGCUGCUCAGAAUGUGGGAAGGAGUUCACUUCAUUAUCUCAAUUGAAGGUACAUCGGCGAGUUCACACUGGGGAGAGGCUGUUCACCUGCUCAGAAUGUGGAGAGGCAUUCACUCGGUCAUCUCACCUACUGAGACACCAGCUGGUUCACACUGGGGAGAAACCGUUCAGCUGCUCAGAAUGUGGGAAGCGAUUUACUCGGUCAUCUCACCUACUGAGACACCAGCUGGUUCACACUGGGGAGAAACCGUUCAGCUGCUCAGAAUGUGGGAAGGCAUUCACUCGGUCAUCUCACCUACUGAGACACCAGCUGGUUCACACUGGGGAGAAACCGUUCAGCUGCUCAGAAUGUGGGAAGGCAUUCACUCGGUCAUCUCAACUACAGGAACAUCAGCAAACUCACACUGGGGAGAAACCGUUCAGCUGCUCAGAAUGUGGGAAGGGAUUCACUCGGUCAACUGACCUGAAGGUACAUCAGCAAGUUCAUUCUGGGGUGAGUCCGUUCACCUGCUCUGAAUGUGGGAAAGGUUUCAUGCACUCAUCCAAACUACGGAGACACUUGCUGGUUCACACUGAGGAGAGGCCAUUCACCUGCUCUGAGUGUGGGAAGGGAUUCACUCAGUCAUCCAAACUACAGACACACUGGCUGGUUCACACUGGGGAGAAACCGUUUGCCUGCUCAGUAUGUGAGAAGGGAUUCACACGGUCAUCUCAACUGAAGGAACAUCAGCGAGUUCACACUGGGGAGAAACCGUUCACCUGCUCAGACUGUGGGAAGGAGUUCGCUCGUGCAUCUCAGCUGAGCGUCCAUCAACGAUUUCACACUGGGGAGAAACCGUUCAGCUGCUCUGAAUGUGGGAAGAGAUUCACUCUGUCAUCUGACUUGAAAGUACAUCAGCGAGUUCACACUGGGGAGAGGCCAUUCACGUGCUCGGACUGUGGGAAGCGAUUCAUUCGGUCAUCUCAACUGAACACACAUCAGUGCUUUCACACUGGGGAGAAACCGUUCAUUUGCUCAGACUGUGGGAAAAGAUUCACUCUGUCAUUUCGCCUACUGAGGCACCAGUUAGUUCACACUGGGGAGAAACCGUUCAUCUGCUCAGACUGUGGAAAGGAGUUCGCUCGAUCAUCUGGCUUGAAAAUACAUCAGCGAGUUCACACUGGGGAGAGGCCGUUCACCUGCUCAGACUGUGGAAAGGAGUUUGCUGGGUCAUCGGAUUUGAAAAUACAUCUGCGAGUUCACAUUGGGGAGAGGCCGUUCACCUGCUCUGUGUGUGGGAAGGGAUUCACUCACUCAUCCACCCUACAGAGACACCAGCUGGUUCACACUGGGGAGAGGCCAUUCACUUGUUCUGAAUGUGGGAAGGGAUUCACUCAGUCAUCCAACCUUUUGUCACACCAGCGAAUCCACACUGGGGAGAGGCCGUUCACCUGCUCAGAUUGUGGGAAGGCAUUCGCUCACUCAUCCACCCUUUUGUCACACCAGCGAAUCCACACUGGGGAGAGGCCAUUCACCUGCCCUGAAUGUGGGAAGGGAUUCACUCGGUCAUCCAAGCUACAGAGACACCAGUUAGUUCAUACUGGGGAGAAACCAUUCACUUUCUCAGAUUGUGGGAAGGGAUUCACUUAGUCAUCUGACUUGAAGCUACAUCAGCGAGUUCACACUGGGGACAGACCGUCAGACUAUAAGACUUAAGACCAGAAUGAGGCUGUUUACCCCAUUGAGUCUGUUCUGUCAUUUUAUCAUGGCUGAUCCAAAUUUGCUCUCCACUCCAAUCUCCUGUCUUGUCCCUGUAUCACUUCAUGCCCGGAUCAAUCAAGAUUCUAUCCACCUCUGCCCUAAAUGUACAUAAAGAAUUGGCCUCCACAGCUGCCUGUGGCACGGAAUUCCCCAGAUUCACCACUCUCAGUCCGUUCUCUGUCAUCUCCGUUCUAAAAGGACACCCCUCUAUUCUGAAGCUCUGUUCCCUGGUCGCAGACUCUUCCACCACAGGAAGCAUCCUUUCCACAUCCACUCUAUCAAGCCCUUCCACAGUUUGAUAAGUUUCCAUGAGGUCAGCCCUAAUUCCUCUGCUGAUCCAGGCUCAGGCCCAUUGAACGCUCUUCAUAUGACAAUCCAUUCAAUCCUGGAAUCUGUUUUUGUGAACAUACUCUGAACCUUCUCCAGUUUCGGCACGUCCUUUCCAAGAUCAGGGGCCCAGACCUGCCCUCCAAGUGAGGCCUCACCAGUGACGACCAACUUCCCGAAUUACAUCCUCGCUGAUAGAUUGUAGAUCUCUCGAAAUGAAUGCUGACGUUGCGUUUGCCUUCCACACCACAGACUCGACCUGCAAAUUAACCUUCAGGGAAUCCUGAACAUGGACUCCCCGUGACCCUUUGCACCUCAGUUGUUCGGUAUUUUCUGUCCAUUUCGAAGAAGUUAACACUUUCAUUUCUUCUACCAAAAUGCAUGAACAUACACUUCCCGGCACUGUAUCCCAUCUGCUGUUUUUUUUUCCCAUUCUCUAAAUCUAUCUCAGUCCUUCUGCACCCUCUCUACCGAAAACUACCUGCCCCUCCUCAUGUCUUCAUAUCGUCUGCAAACCUUGUAACAAAGCCAGCAAUUCUGUCUUCCAAACUAUUGGAAUAUUACAAAAAUCACCAGUCCGAACACAGAGCCCUGAGGAACACCACUAGUAACUGGCAGCCAACCAGAGAUGGCUCCCUUUAUUCCCAGUCUUUGCCUCCUACCAUUCAGCUUGUCAUGGUCCUGUCCAUGACGUCUGCGUUCCAGUUCACGGUCCGGUCCAUGGACUCUGGACUCUGGGUCUUCAGGCUGUCCAUUGUUUCAGUUGGGCUGAAUCACAGGCACCUGAUUCUCAAAUUGGGGCUGGAAUAUCAGUGGCCCUGGGUUCGAGUGUAGGUGCGGGUUGGUCUUGUCAGUAUCCUGUCCUUGCCACUGUGGGGUAGGUCAGGCCGUCUUUGCCAUUGCCCUGCGGUUGAUUCUGUCCCUCCCUGUCCUCGCCUCCGUUGGGUAAGACAGGCCGGCUUUGCCGUUACCCUUCCCUGGACUGUUCCCUUCCCUUCCCUUACAUCCCUUCCCCUUCUUUCAGCAACCCACGCCUGAAGCCUUGCCUGCAACCUCGCCUGUGUCAUCGCCUGAAUCACCAUCAAGUUUAACCGCUAGAGUGAGACUGGAGCCUUGUCAUGCCAACAGAAGGAACUGUUUAUCGAUGAGCUUGGAACUGUCUCUUUGUGUCCCCGUGUUAAGUGUCCGUGUAUGAGUCCCGGUCCUACGUCCUGUCCCCAAGCCUGACUCUCUGUAAAGCCCCGGCCCUACGUCCUGUCCCCAAGGAGGGGUCCUGACACUAUGUAAAGCCCCGGCCCUACGUCCUGUCCCCAAGGAGGGGUCCUGACACUAUGUAAAGCCCCGGCCCUACGUCCUGUCCCCAAGGAGGGGUCCUGACUCUGUGUAAAUCCCCGGCCCUACGUCCUGUCCCCAAGGAGGGGUCCUCUAUGUAAAGCCCUGGCCCUACGUCCUGUCACCAAGGAGGGGUCCUGACUCUAUGUAAAGCCCCGGCCCUACGUCCUGUCCCCAAGGAGGGGUCCUGACUCUAUGUAAAGCCCCGGCCCUACGUCCUGUCCCCAAGGAGGGGUCCUGGCUCUAUGUAAAGCCCCGGCCCUACGUCCUGUCCCCAAGGAGGGGUCCUGACUCUAUGUAAAGCCCCGGCCCUAAGUCCUGUCUCCAAGGAGGGGUCCUGGCUCUGUGUUCAGUGUUCCAGUGCUCGAGUCCAAUGCUCAGUAGGAAGACUGUUUGCCGCUACUCGAGUGGACUGUCGUUGUUUGUCGUUCCGUGUCCAAGUCCAGUCCAAGUCUCAGGCUUCGAGUCAAGUCCAGUCCGGGUCAAAGUCUCCGAGGAGGUUUCCACUCCAUGUUCAAGGCUCCGAGGAGUUUCCCAGUCCUGUUACCUUGCCACGUCCAGUCCUCGUCUGGAUCCGGAGUCCGAGCCCAAGUCAAGACCCAGGUUCCGGGGCCCUGUCCAGUCUAGUCUCCAGAUUCCAGCUGGUGUCCAGCAAGUGAUGAUAAAAAGCAGCUCUGCUGAGACACAGGCAGACACACCACGGGACACUGAAAGAGCGUUGUGCACCCAUGUGAAGGUGGGGGUUUGUAGGAUCGAUCAGGGGCUCACAGUGUGUGAAAGGUGCGACCGGUGGGGGCUUGUUUGUGUGUCCACCCUUGCCUGCGUGACAGGUCCACCACUGAAGAACGGUCGUACAUGGUCAUGGUCGAUGACUACAACAGGACAGGAAGCCAACGGACAGUUCGAUGGUAACGUGUGUGUGUCUCUCUCCCCCCUCCUCCCUCCACCUGAACUGAACUGAACUCUUCACCAUCGUAAAACUAACCAUUUACAUCUAGACUUUGAAAGAGCUAGGUUUUGAUUCCUAUUUCCACACUUCUGUACAUAUCAUUGCUAACCUGUUUCACAUAUUUGCAUUUUAUAGUACUGUAUUGCUUAGUUUACUAAUAAACACUAUUAGCUACAGUAA
Hypanus sabinus (Atlantic stingray) is the source of this 5371-nucleotide messenger RNA. RefSeq names its product gastrula zinc finger protein XlCGF26.1-like. The transcript has 2 exons. Gene Ontology annotation, cellular component: nucleus. Gene Ontology annotation, molecular function: DNA-binding transcription activator activity, RNA polymerase II-specific; RNA polymerase II cis-regulatory region sequence-specific DNA binding. Gene Ontology annotation, biological process: regulation of transcription by RNA polymerase II. NCBI's taxonomy places the organism in Eukaryota, Metazoa, Chordata, Chondrichthyes, Myliobatiformes, Dasyatidae. Bases 520 to 2472 code for a protein of 650 amino acids. The record is from RefSeq and is a predicted model, not a curated record.